Grus americana (Whooping crane) is the source of this 4189-nucleotide messenger RNA. It is a transcript of the gene NMNAT2, whose product is annotated as nicotinamide nucleotide adenylyltransferase 2. Gene Ontology annotation, cellular component: Golgi apparatus. The transcript has 11 exons. The coding region runs from base 74 to 1000 and encodes 308 amino acids. Gene Ontology annotation, molecular function: nicotinamide-nucleotide adenylyltransferase activity; nicotinate-nucleotide adenylyltransferase activity. The record is from RefSeq and is a predicted model, not a curated record. NCBI's taxonomy places the organism in Eukaryota, Metazoa, Chordata, Aves, Gruiformes, Gruidae. Gene Ontology annotation, biological process: NAD+ biosynthetic process.
CCGCAGCCGCACCGAGACACAAAAAGCGGCUGGGGCAGGGCUGGGCAGGGCCGGGCAGGGCCGCGCCGGCACCAUGACGGAGACCACCAAGACCCACGUUAUCCUGCUGGCCUGCGGCAGCUUCAACCCCAUCACCAAGGGCCACAUCCAGAUGUUCGAGCGAGCCCGGGAUUACCUGCACAAGACCGGACGCUUCAUUGUCAUCGGUGGCAUUGUCUCGCCCGUGCAUGACUCCUACGGGAAGACGGGUCUGGUCUCGAGCCGGCACCGCCUGACCAUGUGCCAGCUGGCGGUCCAGUCCUCUGACUGGAUCAGGGUGGACCCCUGGGAGUGCUACCAGGACACCUGGCAGACGACUUGCAGCGUGCUGGAGCACCACCGUGACCUGAUGAAGAGAGUGACUGGCUGCAUCCUCUCCAAUGUCAACACCCCCUCCAUCACCCCCGUGAUCGGCCAGCCCCAGAACGAGUCCUCACAGACCAUCUACCAGAACAACAACAACGUCUCCAACAAGCCCACCGCGGCAAAGAUCCUGGGGAAGGUGGGAGAAAGCCUGAGCCGGAUUUGCUGCGUCCGCCCGCCCAUGGAGCGCUUCACCUUUGUGGAUGAGAACGCCAACUUGGGGACGGUGAUGAGAUACGAGGAGAUCGAGCUUCGCAUCUUACUGCUCUGCGGCAGCGACCUGCUGGAGUCCUUCUGCAUCCCCGGUCUCUGGAACGAGGCAGAUAUGGAGGUGAUUGUUGGGGAGUUCGGGAUUGUGGUGGUGCCCCGGGAUGGAGCAGACCCUGACCGGAUCAUGAACCACUCCUCCAUACUCCGCAAGUACAAAAACAACAUCCUGGUGGUGAAGGAUGACUUGAACCACCCCAUGUCGGUUGUCAGCUCUACCAAAAGCAGACUGGCCCUGCAGCACGGGGACGGACACGUCGUGGAUUACCUCUGCCAGCCUGUCAUCGACUACAUCCUCAAGAGCCAGCUCUACAUCAACGCCUCCGGCUAAGCGCCAGAGGCCUUGCAGCGAGACAGCCCUCGUGUCCCACCUGCCUACAGCUCUCCAUCACUCUCUUCUCUCUCUCUCUCAGUCCGUCUCCAACUCUCUCCCCACCCCAUGGCCUCCUGCCCGUGUCUGCCUCUCACCCCCGGCGCCAGCGCUCCAUCAUGCAGCAAUGUCCAGGGAACCGCGGCACGGCCCCGAGGGGAAAAGUUUGGUCUCUUUUUUUGGGGGGAACUGCCCUCCCCCUCACACAUGGGGAAGGAGGGGGGACUGGUAAAAGAGCGACGUGCUCAUUGCACUCGAGGAGAAGCAGCUCUGGCACCCCCCUCCCAGCAUGUCACUGGGAAAUGGUCCCCCCCCGGUCCGUCCUCCCAGCAUGCUCAGAGCAGGGGCUUCCUCUUCUGCAUCAUCUUAUGGUACUUAAGCUCAAUAAAUCUAGGUGGACUUUUUUUUUUUUUUCUUAAAUAGUUUUAGCACAAGCCCUUUGCACCUCUCGACACGAUGACCAAACGAAUCCUGGUUGGCAGCAGGCAGUUGUAACCCAACUGGCUCAGUGCCCCACGGCAAGUGGGCCUCCUCAGGCCAACAGUAGGACAAACUAGCUAACAAAAUCCUCCUCCUGGCCCUGAAAAGUCACAGAGAGGGCAUUUCUGAAGGGGAGCAGAGGCCUUGGCAAGCAUCGCUGCCAAAGUAUUACUGGGGGGGGAUGUCAUCUCACCUUUCCUUGGCUGCACGUGAACCCAACCCACCCCAAGCUACUCCCUAGGCAAGUGGAGUUGGGGUGAUGCUCUACUCCAACCCAGUGUCAGAGAGGGAAGCCCUUAGCACCUAGAAAGGGAACCUGCCACUUAUGAGGCCAAGAAACAAGGGAGGAAGAAGCAGGCGAUGACCCAAAACCUCUGAUGAGAAUUGCCCCAAACCUGGCUGAGCUUCAUGGGGACUGGGUCCAUCCCAGUCCUCUAGCCUCCAGAUCUCCAUUUCUGUCUGUAAACUUCCCCCUUCUCCCUCCACUCCUCCCCUCUUCCUCUCCUUGAAGAGCUUAUUAAAUACAUGACAGCUCCCCCCUCCCAAGCCGGCUGUGGUUACUUUGCACAUCCCUUGGGACAUGCCAGGCUCCUGCUCUCCUUCCUGUGACGUGCCCCCAGAUGCCAGGGAUGGAGCCUAGCGGAGAUGCUCGCAUUAAAAGCUGGGCAGAUAACAGGGAGCAAAAGAAAAUUAUUUAAGUCCUGCGGAGAGGAGGGUGGCUGAAGCAGGCCAUUGUCCUGCUGAGCAUCCCUAGGGUGCCAGAACCCUGCGUAGCCCCUGGGAAAGGUCACAGCCAUGAGGAGGAAGGUAGAGUCCUGCUCUACUCUCCCUUUGCUCCAUCUAACCUUGUAUCGCUUUGGGUAUGGCCCUGCUGCCUACAGCUCCUGGGCAUCUGCCCAGUCCCCACAAAUCUGGGCUAACUGGGCUCAGGCUAGCCCACACCACCACCCUCUCCCAAAACAUGACCAUUGCCUGUGGUGGCUUUGUGGCUUUCCUGGGGCAGCGCUGUGACUAGCUGCUGGUCCCCAACAAGGGACAGUGUUGCGUUGAGACACCUGAAGGCUGAGAGUCCUCCAGGGUAUUUCAGGGAAAGAUCUGAAAUUACCUUUUCCUUUUUUCCUUAAACGCCUAUGAAGGGUCACGAGCUGCUCUCAUGGAAUCUCCAAAGAUGAGACAUUGUGCUAAGUUUGGUGACUAGCUGGCUGCUGCUGGCAUCUCUGUAACAGCAAGCAACUUUGGACCAGACAAGGUAGCCUACAGCCAUAGGCUCCUUGCAGCUGGCAAGUUUUUAUGAGCAGUAGCUAACGACUUCUGGAGGAGGGCACAGCCCUUCCCAGAGGGGAAAGCAAGAGAGACAGAAGUGAUGUGACUUGCCCAAAGGCCAGAAGAGGUCUUUCUUUGCCAGGGAUUUCCCUCUGCAUGGAGAGGCUUGUUUGGGAACUGUCGGAAAUUCAACAGCCGAAUCCCUCAGCUCCAGGUCCGGUAUCUCCAGGUGGUUGCAUACAUGUACUGUGGGGUGGGGUAGCACCAAAGCAGAGAGGGUGGCGAAGCAUGCAGGAUUUGGAGUGCAGGGACACCUCUUUUCCAGGGAGGUCUUCAGCCACUUCGAGCUGCUCACCAACACCCUACUGAGCGCCUUAGCUAAUGCGCUGGGCAGGUUCCCUGGGGUGGGACAUCUCAUCCAUGAGACACCCAACGUACAUAAGCCAGUAGCUAAACUCCUCUCCACUCAUUGUUCCAUGUGUUCAGUUCUUCAGUGUCUCCUCCAUCUCCACCCCAAUGCAGAAGUCACUUCAGACAGCAGCCUCCUCUCCUUGCCAGACAUCCCCCAUGUUUCUUAGCUCCAAGCCAGAGGAGAAAAAGCAACGGUAGCAACCAGCCUCCAAACACAGACAUGGAGAGGGAUUUUAACCUCCUGGGGGAGCAAUGCCUCUCUGAAGAGGGUGGAAGGACAGUAGGUUUUAAGUGAGGAAAAGACACAGGGAAAUGAAACAAAGGAGAUGGAGAAGGAAGGCAGGCGGUGUGUCCGAGAGCCAUCUCAGAUCCUCCCUCCCUCCCUCAGGUACGUGAGAUGGGACACAGGGGAAGCCAGCCGGCUUCAUCCCAUCCCAUCACGGUUAGGAUGGCAUGCCUUAGAGACGUAGCAUUGUGGUACGGAUGAUGAGUAUAUUCUGUCUUACUAGUCUUACCUGAGCCUUCGUGUAUCUGCUCAGUAAAACUCACAGUAUGGGGGGGUGGGACAGGGGGUUUGUAACAGGUCGUUCAGCUCUGGGACUGGUUUGGAAAAUGUCUUUGGGUGGGUAUGGAAAAAAAAAAAAUCAUCCCUGAAGAUCCGUGGGACCACCGGGGAGGUGAGGACCAGGUUUUCCAGGGUGCAGGGGAGGGGUGGGAAGAAGCUUGUGGGUUUUGGUCUUUGAACCUCCACUUUUAAACAGUGCAAUUUGCUGAAAGAGAAAUGAACUUCAAAUGCCUUUUGGGGGAAAAAAAAGGGGGGGGGGGGGGGGAGGGGUUGAAGUUGCCAUGCCACCGAUUUCACCUUUGUCAAAAGUUUUGGAGCCUAAUUUUGUUUUUUUCCUUCUGUUGCUAUAUGGAAAAAAAAUGGUCAUUGACAAAAAAAAAAACUUUAUCAGCAAAAUGUUUAAAUUAUGUAAUAAACAAAACAAAACAGAA